Molecule: messenger RNA, 444 nt
Organism: Guyanagaster necrorhizus
Lineage: Eukaryota; Fungi; Basidiomycota; Agaricomycetes; Agaricales; Physalacriaceae
Product: Trm112p-domain-containing protein
Exons: 4
Coding region: 45-416 (123 amino acids)
Biological process (GO): tRNA methylation; peptidyl-glutamine methylation; rRNA (guanine-N7)-methylation
Molecular function (GO): protein heterodimerization activity
Source: RefSeq, a predicted model, not a curated record
GUCCGAGAUACCGAUCGCGACUUUUCACCUUUCCAUUGCCUUCAAUGGUCCGUCUAAUCACUCACAAUCUUUUGGCAUGUCAUGUCAAAGGAUGCACUUCCAAUAAUUUCCCGCUGGAGUUUAAGGAUGUGCAGGUUGAGCUGCGCGACGCCGAAUUCAAUUCCGAUUUUCUCAGAGGCUUCAUUCCCAAAAUUGAAUGGAAGGCUUUAGUUGACGCUGCCAGACAGGUAGGAAAUACGUCUCUUCCAUUAGAGCUGCCUGAAAUGUUGGACGAUGAUUUCUUGAAAAGUCUUCAUCAUGUUUUGCUUGAAAUACAUGUAGAAGAGGGUUCUAUGACCUGUCCUAACUGCCAUCAUGUCUAUCCCAUAUCCAAUGGAAUCCCAAACAUGCUUUUGGCAGAACAUGAAAUUGGCUAGCGCUUCAAUUAAUUAACGAAUGUAGAAC